Molecule: messenger RNA, 1350 nt
Organism: Erpetoichthys calabaricus (reedfish)
Lineage: Eukaryota; Metazoa; Chordata; Cladistia; Polypteriformes; Polypteridae
Gene: ttc9c
Product: tetratricopeptide repeat domain 9C
Exons: 4
Coding region: 118-816 (232 amino acids)
Molecular function (GO): protein binding
Source: RefSeq, a predicted model, not a curated record
CGCCUCAUUUGUGCCGGAAGUUGCGUGCCACAACCGGAAAUAGUGGAGAGGGGAGCUAAGGGCUUGAGUGCAGCAAGUUGAGCGAGGCGCUGCAGCGAGGAAACAGUGCAAGGGCAAAUGACUGAGGAGAAUAUUAAUGGGCCAGAGUCCAGUGCUGCACUGGAGGAGGACACCUGUAUAAAGAUUUCAGGACCUGAUGUUCAUUCAUCGAACACUGUUACAGCUGGUGCUGCAUGUUGUUCUGCCUCUGAAGAAGAAUCCUGUUCCACAGUAUUUAAAGCUGGGUCAUCUAAACAAGAUACUGUGCAUCAUCUCCAGGAGGCAGUAUUGCUAAAGGCAGAAGGGAAUUCCUACUAUAAAGUGGGUCAAUAUAGGGAUGCCAUUGGACGGUACCAUCGGGCAUUAUUGCUGCUAAGGAGUCUGGACCCAGAUACAACAACAUCUGUUCAGAAUUUUGGAACACAAAAGGUUAGACUGAAUAAUGAUCAGCUUGUUCUUUUGAGGAACACACAGGUGGACUGCUACAACAAUUUAGCUGCUUGUCUCCUGCAGAGGCAUCCAGUAAAUUAUGAACGGGUCAAAGAGUACAGCCUCCGUGUAUUACACAGGCAGCCUAGAAAUGUGAAAGCAUUAUAUCGUGCUGGAGUUGCCUUGCUUGAGCUAGGAGAUCCAGAGACAUCUCUGCAGUACCUUGGCCAGGCUUGUCAGCUGCAGCCUAAUGAUACAAAUGUGAAAAAAUAUAUUCAAGUGGCAGAAGAACAGCUGCAUAAAUACUAUGAAAAAGAGAAGGCGUUGUACAGAGGGAUGUUUGGAUAACAAAUAUGGCGCACCAAAGAGGUAUGAGCAGUAGAAGAUGCCUUAAUAAAAAAGUGAGACCACUGCAGAAUUAAAGCAUGUCUUACCGAAAGAAGGACCAAGAAAAAUGACAAAAAUGGUGAACUGACUGUUGUGUAUAUAGCCCUUUUCCCCUAUCAUUGCUGUUUUAUUUUAUUGUUAUUUUGGUGAUUUUAAAUAUCAAUAGUAAAUGUAACCUUAAUGGGUCAGUCUUGGCAAACAUGACUGUCAAAAGAACUAAUUCUUGGAUGAAGGGGGUUUGGUUUGUGAGAUGUCUGGACAAAGAAUGCAAGCAUAAAAUGCCAACACAUCAUAUUUAUUCUUUGCUAUGUUUUCAGUGUUAAUCUUGAAGUAAAAUUAUUUUUUGUACAUUACUUUAUCUCCUGUGUUUUUUAUGCAAUUAAAGAAGUACAGUUUCUUACCUGUAUCUAUUUGUUCAUCAUCCAGUGCCUGAAAACUUGAAAACCUUACUAUGGCAAAGUAAUUUUAAAAUUUGAGGGAAUUAAAAAAAAGAAA